Molecule: messenger RNA, 1290 nt
Organism: Erythranthe guttata (spotted monkey flower)
Lineage: Eukaryota; Viridiplantae; Streptophyta; Magnoliopsida; Lamiales; Phrymaceae
Biological process (GO): regulation of DNA-templated transcription
Cellular component (GO): nucleus
Source: RefSeq, a predicted model, not a curated record
GAUUAACAAAAAAUUAACAGAAUUAAACAGAGGUUGAGCCCCACCGACCUUGUAACCCUAACCAUGGACUCCACGACCCUAAUUCAACCCCACCCCACUUCAAAACUCCCAAUCAAACGCAAAACCCCCGAUCCUAAUCCUCCACCACUCGACGGCGGAGCUCCGCCGUUCAAAUUCCACCGCAUUUGGACCGAACCCGACGAGAUCCGCUUCUUGCAGGGCCUAUUGGAUUGCUCCUCUCAGAAUGUAGCCUUUCCCAGAGACUUGGGGAUCUUCUACGCCAGAUUCUCCAGCACAAUGCCGCAGCCGUACACGAAAUCGCAGCUCUCCGAGAAGCUCCGGCGGCUCCGGAAGAAGUUCCGGGUCAUUUCGACCCGUUUGUGUAAGGGUAUGGAUCGAUCGCAGUUGUCGCUGCACGAUCGCGCGCUCUACGGCUUGUCGGAGCAGCUCUGGCAUCCGGACUACGCCGCCACCUCGCCUUUCAGCGGCGCCAGAAAUGUUGGCGGUGGCGGCGGUCGUAGCGGCGGUGGCGGUGGUGAUGGGGAGAUGAAAAGAUCGGAACUCGUUGGAAUAAAGGUUGAUUUUUCGCCGAAUUUGCCGGUGGUAAUUUCUGGUUCCGAUCAAGAGAAUGAUGUGGAUUUGGAUUUGGAUUUGGAUUUGGAAUUGGAUGGUGAAAGUGAAGAAGUUCAGUUGAGUGAGGUUAAUGUGGAGUUUGAAGGGGAAGAGGAAGAAGCUGUCGACGAUGAUUCGGUGGAGGGGAUUGGUGGUGGUGGGGCCGCGGUGAAUAGUGAUUCCGGCGGUGAGAAUAGAAUCGGAGAGGCCGCAGCGAAAGUGGUGGUGAAUGUGUUUGAUGAGUGCUUCAAAGACGUUAGAAAGAGGUUUCUUCUAUCCGAUCAAGGCGGCGAAACUGGCGGCGGUGGUGGUGGUGGUAGUGCAGAUACUUUUCAAGUGCGGUGGCAAAAGCAACGGAUUGCGGAAUUGGAUGUUCUCGGUAGCCGAUUGAGGUUGGUAAUCGAGCAUUCUCUUCAAAAGCAUUGAGUAAAUAUGAUUUUUUUUUUUUCGAAUUAUAGGGUUAUUUUCUUGAUUUUUACAUCAGUCGUAGCUAUUUCCGAUAGUUUGUACAUUUCGAUUUGGUAAUGGAGAAUAAAGGGUUCUCUAUUUCAAUGAUAAUUCUUUUUGUUCGUGGCAGUAUAUUAACCGAUUGUCGUUAGAAACGAAACUUGCCCAACUGAAGCUAUUUCCGAUAGUUUGUACAUUUCGAUUUGGUAAUGAAGAAUAAAGGGUUCUCUA